Lycium barbarum (goji berry) is the source of this 1115-nucleotide messenger RNA. RefSeq lists its product as uncharacterized. Bases 172 to 762 code for a protein of 196 amino acids. The transcript has a single exon. The record is from RefSeq and is a predicted model, not a curated record. Lineage: Eukaryota; Viridiplantae; Streptophyta; Magnoliopsida; Solanales; Solanaceae.
AAAAAAUCUGGAAAAAAAAAAACAAAAACAAAAAAUCUGCAUAGUGGUUGGCACUUUUUAUAAGUUACCUACUUACCAGUGGCAAAUUGGUAAUGAAGAUCCUUUAUAUAUCACGUUAGAACAAGACACAUUAACUCCCACCCCACACAUCCAAAGAAAAGAGAAAAAUACAUGGCUGGCCCCUCUCAAUAUCCAAAAAAACCUCUCCCUUCUUCCCUCAAACCAUCAUCUACUACUUCUUCAUCUUCAACCUUAAACUCCAUGAAGCUCAAGAACCUAAUACAAUCCUUUAUUUUCUCCCAUUUAUACCGUGUUUUUCGAGCUCUAGCCAAAGCCAAAUCAAUCUUGUUUCAACUUGUGAAGAACGUUCAGUUAGUCGAUCUUCUCGAAUUUCCCAUGAUGAAGAAGAACAAGAACAAGAAUAAUGCCAAAUUGUUUCUUGGUUCAUUUAGGUUGCACUAUAAUUGGUGUUCUUCUCAUGUUAUGCCAGUGCCUGUGCCAACUGCUCUUGAGGAUUGCUCCACUGGUCAUGUUUAUUAUGACUCUACCUGGAAUUCUAUCAUUUCUACUGCUUGUGAUGAGUCUCAGCUCUCUGACUACCUUCAAUGGCUUGAAGAGAAAGCUAAUUCGGACGAAAAUAUUAAUGGGAAUGAUAUUGAUAAGCUUGCUGAUAUGUUCAUUGCAAAUUCUCAUGAAAGGUUCAGGUUGGAGAAAGUUGAAUCUUAUAGGAGAUUUCAAGAAAUGUUGGCUAGAAGUGUAUGAAGCUACUAACAAGGUCUAUGGAGGGGUUCGAUGUUAGAUAAUUUUCUCACAUUUUGGAAGGUGGAGCUUUUAUUUUUCUUCCUUUUUUAUUCCCGUGAUUUUGGAGAGGUAGGUCUUGUGAGAUAACAAUUGGUGGUGCGUAGAAUAUGGAGUACUGAGAUUGAAAAUCUCUCUUUGGAUGAUUUGUUACAUCAUGAGAUUAAGAUGGGGUAUGAAAAUUUAUACAUGAUGGGCUUCUGGAAAUUGUGCAAUUCUUCUCUUUGACAUAAGUUAAUACCUUGAAAUCUUAAAUUUAUUCUCCUAGCUUUCUCGUGUCAACAAUUUGAAUGAUAUUUCUAUCUCUUUCUUUUCUU